Molecule: messenger RNA, 1740 nt
Organism: Rotaria sordida
Lineage: Eukaryota; Metazoa; Rotifera; Eurotatoria; Philodinida; Philodinidae
Source: the annotation of a GenBank genome assembly
AUGCCACCAAAAAGACGUGCUGCAAAAGCAAAGACAGCAGCUACUCCAGCUAAACGUAAAGCAUCGCCUGCUAAAACCCCUGCAUCUAAACGAGCAAAGAAACAGGUUGUUGAAGAAGAAGAAGAAGAAGAAGAAACAACUGUAGCCGAUGAAGUUGAAGAAGAAGAACAACCAAAAACUGAAGAAGAAGCUUCAUCAAAAUCUGAUAUAAUAAAACAAUUACGUGCUGCUGAUGCAAAUAAAACAAAACCAAAAAAACAUUCAGCAGAUAAAAACAUACCUGGUUCGAUUAGUUAUGAAGUUAUCGAUGAUUAUGAUGCUAUGCUUAAUCAAACAAAUAUUGGUGCAAAUAAUAAUAAAUAUUAUGUAGUUCAAGCGUUGAAACAAGGUGGCAAUUAUUAUACAUGGACUCGAUGGGGUCGUGUGGGUGAAUCUGGUCAAAAUCAAAUGUUGGGUCCAUUUUCAUCAAGUGAUGCAGCUAUUAAACAAUUUAAAAGUAAAUUCAAAGAUAAAACUCGAAAUGAUUGGGAUAAACGUGAUCAAUUUAAAAAAGUUACUGGUAAAUAUGAUUUAAUUGAUGUUGCUGAUGAUGGUGAAGAAGAAGAUGAAAAUGAACAAGGAAAAUUAUCUACAAAUAAACCAACAACAAUUGAAGAUAAAGAUGGUACAGUUUAUGCAGCAAGUAAACUUCAUUUAGCAACACAAUCAUUAAUUCGACUUAUAUUUGAUACGGAUAUGUUUAAAGACGCAUUAAAAACAUAUGAUAUUGAUGUUAAAAAAAUGCCAUUAGGAAAAUUAAGUAAAAGUCAAAUAGCAAAAGGUUUUGAAAUCUUAGAAGAACUUGAAGCUGUUAUGGAAAAUAAAAAGAAAGGUUCAUAUGAUGAAAUAUCAUCAAAAUUUUAUACCGUUAUUCCUCAUGAUUUUGGACGUGUACGACCUAAACCAAUUAACAAUCGUGAAGCUUUACAACAAAAAUAUGAUAUGCUUGCAGUUUUAGCUGAUAUUGAAUUAGCUCAAAGUAUUCAAAAGAAUAAAGAUGAUGAAGCAACAACAAAGAAAAAAGCUGAACAAGCUAAACCACAUCCAUAUGAUGUUAAUUAUGAUUUAUUAAAAUGUUCACUUGAACAUGUUGAUGCUAAUAGCGAUGAAUUUAAAACUAUUAAAAAAUAUACAGAAAAUACACAAGGAUAUCGUAAAUGUAAAAUUAUUGAUGUAUGGCGUGUUGGUCGUGAUGGAGACAGUGAACGUUUUGCAGCACAUGAUAAAAUUGAAAAUCGAAAAUUACUUUGGCAUGGUACCAAUGUUGCUGUUGUUGUUGCUAUACUCAAAUCUGGUCUUCGUAUCAUGCCUCAUUCAGGUGGUCGAGUUGGUAAAGGAAUAUAUUUUGCUUCAGAAAAUGGCAAAAGUAGUGGAUAUGUUGGUGUAACACAAGAUCAAGGCAAACAAAUUGGUAUUAUGUUUUUGAAUGAAGUAGCUUUGGGUAAAGAACAUUCAAUUACAGUGGAUGAUUCAUCAUUAAAAAAACCACCAGCAAAUUUUGAUUCUGUUGUUGCUCGUGGUCAAACAGAACCAGAUCCAAAAGAUGAUGCAGAAUUAACAAUUGAUGGUAAAAAAAUUACUGUACCAACUGGUAAACCAAUUCGAACAACAUAUAGCUCAUCAAGUUUUGCGCAAUCAGAAUAUUUGAUUUAUCAAGAGAAUCAAUGUCGUAUUCGUUAUUUACUUAAAAUGCAAUUUUAA